This is a messenger RNA of Sodiomyces alkalinus F11, 3453 nucleotides long. RefSeq lists its product as hypothetical. The coding region runs from base 1 to 3453 and encodes 1150 amino acids. The record is from RefSeq and is a predicted model, not a curated record. The transcript has 4 exons. Gene Ontology annotation, biological process: calcium ion transmembrane transport; intracellular calcium ion homeostasis. Gene Ontology annotation, cellular component: endomembrane system; membrane. Gene Ontology annotation, molecular function: calcium:proton antiporter activity. NCBI's taxonomy places the organism in Eukaryota, Fungi, Ascomycota, Sordariomycetes, Glomerellales, Plectosphaerellaceae.
AUGCCUCCCUCACAUUCAUCUCGUCGGUCUUCUGCCCAUCCCUCCCGAGAGUCCCUCCGCGAAACCCUCGACCCAGCCGAUUCCAGCCGUCGUUCGAGACUUGACUCGGACGCUGCCCCCGAACACGGCUUGUCUGAGAGCUUCGACUCCUUCCAGUCCACCGACACGGUGAGGAGAUGUCCCGACACAGCCUCUUACGUCUGUUUUGAGUCGGGCCUAAACCUGCCGACGACCGGGUCGAAUCCCAUGACCUCGAAGCAUCUGCUAACAGCGUCUCAACCUCAGACCCACGACCGUGGUCGCUCCCGCUCCUCGCAGCCGUCUCGAUCCCCCCUCCUCGGUGCCGAACGCGUCAAAUCCUCCCGAUCAAGAAAAGCUCCAAUGCCUCACCACUACCGCCGUCCGACCAAUCCAACCGCUCCCUACCGCGGUGAGGUUUUCUCCACCGAAGACGACAUCUCCGAGGUCGAGGCGGACGCCGCUGCGGAGCGUGAGCGUGAGCAACAGCAACAAGGCUACGGCUCACGGAGGAGACCCGGCCUCGCCAAUACCCUUUCCCGCGUCCACUCGCACCGCAGCACACUCGAAGAUGAUGACGCCUUGGAAAGAAGCACUCACUCGAUUACAAAUGAUCUCCAGGGUCUCGUCGACGACGGCUUGGAGGGCGAUGCACCUGAGGAAGUGUCUGACGACCAUUCUGACGGUGACAUAAGCGAUGCGGAAAGCUUCACCCUCAAGGACCGCCAACAGGCCAUCAACCAGACCCAUCCUUUCGGUAUACGGCUCUGGAAACCUGCACUAUAUAAGAAGGACCGGUCCGUUCAAAAGAAUGCCGAGGGAGAUAUUCAUUCCACCCCAGGAGGUAAAGUCAGCAGGUGGCUCCUCUUCUUCAACCUUCUCUGGACUCUCCUCUUUGGCUGGUGGAUGGCCGCUUUCUCCGCUCUCGGCGCCCUUGUCUGCUUUUUCUUCGCCGCCACCCCCAGCGGUAGGGCGUACGGCCGCGUUUUGUGGGGUCUCGCUGGCUACCUCUUCUACCCCUUCGGCAAGUUCGUGCGGCUGGCGCAGGACGAGGCCUACCUUGACGAAGACGAGGGCGAGGGUCGAAGCAUUUCCGAGUACGAGCAGUGGCAGAGCGGAGACCUCGAGUACGGACGCCUAUUCUUCGGUCCCGAUCGGAACCGCUCCAUUAUUGGGCGUUCGCGGAGCAGUAUCGAUUCGGAGCCGGAUGAGACUGAUAGCCUGCUGGGACGGACUCGACGGGGCGAGCGUAGCGAGACUCCUCCGAGGCUUAAGAGGCGCCUCUUCGGUCGUGGCCAGUGGAACAUUGGCCGCGUCGUCUUCUUCUCUGUCUUCUACGCCUUGCUGACGCCGUCGCUGAUCAUGGUGUCGCUCAUCUGCUGGUUUUUCGUCUUCACCAUCCCCAUGGGCAAGGUGACCAUGUUGCUUUUUGACCACGUCCGGCGUCACCCGCUGGCCUUGUCUUUCGAGUCGGAUGUUAACGCCGCUCGUCUCUCUGGCACGCAGCAUUCGUCCAUUCUGCUGUGCACUUACCGCGCCGUUGGCAGCCGCUACUGGAAGUACACCGUCGACGGGACCAACAUCUUUCUCAUCAACCUCAUGGGGGUCGUUGUCUUCGUCAUGUUUGACUGGCUCGUUCUCCAUGAUAUCCUUCACAUCGAAUCGCCCCUCACCUCGCCGGCUUUCCUGUUUGUCAUGGGUCUUCUAUCGACUAUUCCCUUGGCCUACUUCAUCGGCCAGGCUGUGGCCUCCAUUUCCGCUCAGUCCUCGAUGGGCUUGGGCGCAGCCGUCAAUGCCUUCUUCUCCACCGUCGUCGAGGUGUUCCUCUACUGCGAGGCCCUCAAGCAGGGCAAGGGGCACCUGGUAGAGGGAAGUAUAGUGGGGAGCAUAUUCACCGGCAUUCUCUUCCUCCCCGGACUCUCCAUGUGCUUCGGCGCCAUCAAACGCAAGACGCAGCGGUUCAACGCCCGCUCAGCCGGCGUUACAUCUACCAUGUUGCUCUUUGCUGUCAUCGGCGCCUUUGGCCCUACCCUGUUCUAUCAGGUCUACGGCACUCACGAGAUGAACUGUCUCGACUGCGUCGAUUACGGAAGCGGCGAUGCGUCGACGCCAGGCGGUGGCACUGACGGUAGGGACUGCCGACGGUGCUACUUCUCGCAAGCGCCCACGCUCGACGAUCGUUUCUACCUCGAGGCCGUGCGUCCGUUUAGCUACUUCUGCGCUUGCCUGCUCUUCCUCUCCUAUAUCCUAGGGCUGUGGUUCACUCUGCGGACGCACGCCGCGGUGAUCUGGAACACCGAUGGCGACGAGAAGAAGCACGAAGAACCUGCAGCGCAUAGCUCCGGCAGACAACCUGUUCCCCAGCCCUCGGCCGAGACCACUGGGCUGUCUGCAGACAUCCGCGAGUCGAACCUGUACAAGCGAGUGCUUGGGCACACGCAGAAGCAGGUCGGGCUGUCGUCUCGAUCCGAGGACGACACCCGACAGAGUUCCACACUGGGUACAGCCGUCUCGGACCCCAACGGCGUGGGGGCUACGCCCCACCAAGUGCCGCCCAAGGGCAGCGGCGGCGCCGGCGAUGCGGUGAAUUCUAGAAUGCAUUUCCCCGGGUUCUCGGAAGCCGACAACACGCAGCUAGCUCGCGAGGUGGCGGAAAUCGCAGCCACAGCGGCCACGGCGGCCACGUACGCGGCCCGCGAGGUCCGUUUUCCCGGUGGCCGUGUCUCGGCGACGCCUCGCGCUCCACCCCGGACCGGAACGAUCCCCAUCGAGGAAGAGGCGACGACGGCUGUGGCCCACGCCGGUGGACACGGAGGGCAUGACGCGCCCAACUGGAGCAAGUUGAAGAGUUCGGUCAUCCUCUUGGGAGCUACCCUAAUGUACUCCAUUGUGGCCGAGGUCCUGGUCAGCACGGUUGAUGUCGUUCUGGAGGGGUUUGCCAUCGACGAGAAGUUUUUGGGAAUUACGUUGUUCGCCUUGGUACCGAACACCACUGAAUUCCUGAACGCCAUCUCGUUCGCCAUGAACGGCAAUAUCGCCCUCUCCAUGGAGAUCGGUUCCGCAUACGCACUUCAAGUCUGUCUCCUGCAAAUCCCGGCGCUGGUCCUCUUCUCUGCCGUCUAUCCUCUCGAAGUCAGCGGCGACGACGUCCUUGAUCGGUAUACAUUCUCCCUGCUGUUUCCACAGUGGGACAUGAUCCUCGUCAUCCUAUGCGUCUUUCUUCUGAGCUACAUGUACGGAGAGGGCAAGAGCAACUACUUCAAGGGCAGCAUCCUUGUUCUGUCAUACCUUGUGGUUGUUGUCGGGUAUUACCUGUCGGGGUAUGCCGAAGACAUCAUGGGCGCGGACAGAUUUGACGUGAUGGGGCGCGAUGGGGCGUACAGGAACUUCAAGACUGUGGGCCGUCGGAGCAGCGGGUUCGCGCUUGCAGUGUGA